Balaenoptera musculus (blue whale) is the source of this 1431-nucleotide messenger RNA. RefSeq names its product potassium voltage-gated channel subfamily E regulatory subunit 5 (gene KCNE5). The transcript has a single exon. The record is from RefSeq and is a predicted model, not a curated record. Gene Ontology annotation, molecular function: delayed rectifier potassium channel activity; transmembrane transporter binding; voltage-gated potassium channel activity involved in ventricular cardiac muscle cell action potential repolarization. Lineage: Eukaryota; Metazoa; Chordata; Mammalia; Artiodactyla; Balaenopteridae. Gene Ontology annotation, biological process: membrane repolarization during action potential; potassium ion export across plasma membrane; regulation of heart rate by cardiac conduction. Bases 99 to 536 code for a protein of 145 amino acids. Gene Ontology annotation, cellular component: membrane.
GCCGGGUGCAGCCGCCGCCGCUCGCCCGCAUCCCCUCGGCCCGGCCCGGGGGCAAGGUCAGCAGCGGUCUGGAGCCGCCGUGUCACUCCCCGACAGCUAUGAACUGCAGCGAGAGCCAGCGGCUGCGGACCCUGCUGAGCCGCCUGCUGCUGGAGCUGCACCACCGGGGCAACGCCAGCGGCCUGGGCGCCGGCCCCGGCCCGAGCAUGGGCAUGGGGGUCGUGCCCGACCCCUUCGUGGGCCGCGAGGUGACCAGCGCCAAGGGCAACGACGCCUAUCUCUACAUCCUGCUCAUCAUGAUCUUCUACGCCUGCCUGGCCGGAGGCCUCAUCCUGGCCUACACCCGCUCCCGCAAGCUCGUCGAGGCCAAGGACGAGCCGUCCCAGGCUUGCGCCCAGCACGAGUGGCUCCCGGGCGGUGCCCCGGCCGCCGCAGACGCUGAGACAGCCGCCGGAUCGCCCGCCGAGGACCGCCGCCAGCUCGCCCCCGCCGGGCUGCCCGCCCCGGCCCUCGCCCGGGGCGCCGAGGGGGUCUAGAACCGCCGCCCCAGCUCGCUGGCUCGCCCGCGCCCUCCUCAGCUCGCUCAUCCCUGGGCGCGGCACCCGCCUGCCUUGCCGCCUUUUCCUCUCCUCCCCUUCCAGGGCUCUCCUCACCUGAGGCCCGGACAACGUUGAGAGGCCAGGAGACCUUGUCUGGAAGGCCCUGGAAGAAGCACCACCCUACCCCCUCCGGGCCAGCCUCUCCCUCCUCUCCCCCCGCCUCCCCCAGACCCCGCACAACCCACUGCACUAAACUGCCUCUGCUCUCUUGUCUUCAGACGGCCCUGACAGCACGCUCCAGCCCUCUGGGAACUGAAUCCAACACGUCCAACACUUGGCAUUGAACUGAAGCAAUGAAGUCUAUCCGAACUCUGGGCCGUCUAACUGGCAGCUGUUCCGGGGGCUGCCAGGGACUGCUCACUCUGCAGAGCCAACGGGCUUGCCAUCACUGCCAGGCCGGCUGGGGCAGCUCCAGCUUCCUGUUGCCUUAGGGACAGAGACAAAGAAAAUGAAGAGAACUCAGACAUCUUUUCCCUCCCUCCCUCCUCCUUCAGCAGGGAGCUAGCAGGACACUAGGACCAGUCUGUGGCAUAGAAUGGACUUAAUGGGACUGGAGGGGGAUGGGGGGCUCAGAGGGUGGGGAAGACCUAUUACCCCCAACUGUAUGGUUUUCUUGCAUCCAGUUGUCGUCCUGAAGGUAACUUGCCUAAUUUUGAGUAGCUCUGCCAUCUUUUGCCAUGGGGAACCAUUGCUGGGCGUAUCACCCUAAUACUUCCCAAUGCCUCUCCUAUAUCGAUUCAGUUGUCAUGGCAGCUGUCUGCUUCAUCCAUGGAACAUGAGGCUCAGUCGUCUCCUGCUCUGUAACCUGGGGAAUGUCAGAGGCAGGUAAUAA